Messenger RNA from Pyrus x bretschneideri (Chinese white pear), 1771 nucleotides. RefSeq names its product pectin acetylesterase 8-like. Gene Ontology annotation, biological process: cell wall organization. The transcript has 13 exons. Gene Ontology annotation, cellular component: plant-type cell wall. The record is from RefSeq and is a predicted model, not a curated record. Bases 371 to 1549 code for a protein of 392 amino acids. Gene Ontology annotation, molecular function: pectin acetylesterase activity. NCBI's taxonomy places the organism in Eukaryota, Viridiplantae, Streptophyta, Magnoliopsida, Rosales, Rosaceae.
UCUCUCUCUCUAAUUGUUUUAUUUCACAACAUGUUAUCAGCAAGAACGUGAAGGCAAAGUCUUGAAACUGCAGAGAAGGGGACGUUCUGCUUCCUUUUAAGCCCUAGGAGGUGCAAUGAACGCAUAUCCGGGAGGCAAUACUGGCGCCACCUGUGCAGGGUGCACCCUGAGGUAGGCCAAGCAUAUGUGCUUUGGUUAGAUCUGUCCCUGCCCUCUGAAACAAACGACGAGUCGAAAGCAACAGGGGAAAAACUUCACGUUCUCUCAGGAUGACGCGACAAGAACUGUCGCUUCUUGCCUCCUGCUUUGAUCUUUCUCUCAAAGGACGAACGCUGCGAGGGCUGGAGGGCUUGCAUUUUGGACAUGAAGAAUGGCCUGUUCAAGAUUAGGCCAAUGGUUAACUCUUCUAGUAUGUUUACUGAUAUUGCUGAAAGCAGAAAGCCACCUUGUGGGAAUCACUCUUGUCGAGAGUGCAGUUGCUAAAGGAGCUGUUUGUUUGGAUGGGAGCGCACCCGCUUACCACUUAGACAAGGGAUUUGGUGCCGGAAUCAACAAUUGGUUGGUUUAUUUUGAGGGUGGAGGAUGGUGUAACACCGUUGCAACUUGCCUUGAUCGCUCGAAUAAUUUCCUCGGUUCAUCAACCAAAAUGGAAAAGACAAUGUCGUUUUCUGGGGUUCUUAGUAACGAGCAAAAGGCUAAUCCAGACUUCUACAAUUGGAAUAGAAUCAAAGUUAGAUACUGUGAUGGCUCGUCAUUUACUGGUGAUGUUGAAGCGGUAGACCCUGCAACAAAUCUUCACUUCAGAGGAGCAAGGGUUUUCCGUGCCAUCAUGGAUGAUUUAUUGGCAAAAGGAAUGAAAAAUGCUCAAUCUGCUCUUCUAUCUGGUUGUUCGGCUGGCGGAUUGGCCUCGAUUCUUCAUUGUGAUAACUUCCGUUCUCUUCUACCUGUGGAUACUAAGGUGAAAUGUGUACCAGAUGCUGGUUACUUCAUUAAUGCGAGGACGGUGUCUGGAUCACCAUACAUUCAAGCCUUUUAUAGUGAAGUGGUUGCGCUACAUGGUUCGGUGAAGAACUUGCCUGCAUCCUGCACUUCAAGAAUGAGUCCAGGGCUGUGCUUCUUCCCACAAAAUGUGGUACCACUAACCCGGACGCCAAUAUUUUUCGUCAAUGCAGCUUACGAUUGGUGGCAGAUACAGAACAUUUUGGCACCGGAUGUUGCUGAUCCUGAAGGUGCCUGGAAAAAGUGCAAGCUUAAUAUAAAGAACUGCUCACCCAGUCAGCUUCAAACCAUGCAAGAAUUUAGGUUACAGUUCUUAAAAACGAUUGCUGGUGCGAGCAAUUCUUCAUCUCAUGGGUGGUUCAUACACUCUUGCUAUGCCCAUUGCCAAAUUGAAAUCCAGGAGACAUGGCUUGCAGCUGACUCUCCUAUGUUGAGUAAGACGACAAUUGCAGAGGCUGUUGGAGACUGGUAUUACGACCUCACUCCGUUCAGAAAGAUCGAUUGCCCUUACCCUUGUAAUCCCACUUGCAAAAACGCUGAAUUUUUUUAACGAUCAGCUAGUGGGAUAGUUUCUAUGUGGUAGCGAGCGCUUGGAUCCAAUAAGAUCUAGGAUAUUUUAACUUUAUGGCUUGUAUUACUUUGGGUUAUAUGAUUUGUAUAAAUAAAUGCAUAAGGCCAAGCGAAAAAUAUGCAUCUACAAACAGCUGAGCCCCUUCUCUCUAUAGAUGUCCCUCACUCUAAUUAUUUUAUUUCACAAAUAGCUGAACCUCUA